Gekko japonicus is the source of this 666-nucleotide messenger RNA. Its product is annotated as sodium/hydrogen exchanger 9. The annotation marks the transcript as partial. Gene Ontology annotation, molecular function: sodium:proton antiporter activity. The record is from RefSeq and is a predicted model, not a curated record. Gene Ontology annotation, cellular component: recycling endosome; membrane. NCBI's taxonomy places the organism in Eukaryota, Metazoa, Chordata, Lepidosauria, Squamata, Gekkonidae. Gene Ontology annotation, biological process: regulation of pH; sodium ion transport; proton transmembrane transport. The transcript is spliced from 6 exons.
UGACUGUCCUGGCUAUUUUCCAUGAACUCCAUGUUGACACAGAUCUCUACACACUCCUUUUUGGCGAGAGUGUCCUAAAUGAUGCUGUGGCUAUAGUUCUCACAUACUCAAUAUCAAUUUACAGCCCCAAGGAGAACCCCAAUACUUUUGAUGCUGCUGCCUUCUUCCAGUCAGUGGGGAAUUUUCUCGGGAUCUUUGCUGGAUCAUUCGCUAUGGGGUCUGCCUACGCCAUUGUCACUGCUUUAUUGACCAAGUUUACCAAGCUGUGCGAAUUUCCUAUGUUGGAAACAGGUCUCUUUUUCCUUUUGUCUUGGAGUGCCUUCUUGUCUGCAGAAGCUGCUGGUCUCACAGGAAUAGUGGCAGUCCUUUUUUGUGGAGUCACACAGGCCCAUUAUACAUACAACAAUCUGUCAGCAGACUCCAAAAUGAGAACUAAACAGAUGUUUGAGUUCAUGAACUUCUUGGCUGAGAAUGUUAUCUUUUGCUACAUGGGAUUAGCACUGUUUACUUUCCAGAAUCACAUCUUCAAUGCACUGUUUAUAUUUGGUGCAUUUGUGGCAGUUUUCAUAGCAAGAGCUUGCAACAUAUACCCACUUUCCUUCAUUCUCAACUUGGGCCGAAAACAAAAGAUUCCCAGGAAUUUUCAGCAUAUGAUGAUGUUCUCAG